Messenger RNA from Cuscuta campestris, 2024 nucleotides. The record is from the annotation of a GenBank genome assembly. NCBI's taxonomy places the organism in Eukaryota, Viridiplantae, Streptophyta, Magnoliopsida, Solanales, Convolvulaceae.
GCAUAUCAAUUUUUGGCAAGACACAGAGAAAUCUACGGGAGCUAGAGGGUGCAGUGAUAGCAAAACAUCGGGCAGAGGCGGCGGAGGAGCAACGACCAUGGAUGCAUUUUGGGGUGAUAGACACUCAAAGGCUCCAAAUCUAAAGGACAGGUUGUAACCCUAUAAGUAGGGAGGAAUUACAAGACUGCCUUGGCUGUGGACUUAAUGAUCUCCCUUAUGAGGGCCCAGUUUUAAUUACAUGGACAAAUAAUCGAGAUGGGGAAAGGAAUAUUUACUCAAAACUUGACAGACAAAAGAUCUCCGCCUCCAAAGUCCACACACUUCCUACAUCUUAGGUUGAACCAGACCCGCCCAGCGAUCCGACCCGUACAAGGAUGGCGAAUCCAUCUUCUUCCUCCGUGCCCGCCACCCCGCUGCUGAAAGAUGAGCUCGACAUUGUGAUCCCCACGAUCCGAAACCUUGAUUUCUUGGAGCAGUGGAGGCCCUUCUUCCAGCCGUACCAUCUGAUCAUCGUUCAAGACGGGGACCCGUCCAAGACCAUUCGGGUACCCGACGGGUUCGACUACGAGCUCUACAAUCGGAAUGAUAUCAACCGCAUUCUGGGUCCCAAAGCCUCCUGCAUUUCCUUCAAGGACUCCGCUUGCCGCUGCUUUGGGUACAUGGUGUCUAAGAAGAAGUACAUCUACACCAUUGACGAUGACUGCUUUGUUGCCAAAGAUCCAUCUGGGAAGGACAUUAAUGCACUAGAGCAGCACAUCAAGAACCUUCUGUCCCCUGCAACACCUUUUUUCUUCAACACUUUGUAUGAUCCGUACAGAGAUGGUGCAGAUUUUGUCCGUGGGUACCCAUUCAGUCUCCGUGAAGGUGUAACCACAGCUGUUUCGCAUGGACUCUGGCUCAAUAUCCCUGACUAUGAUGCUCCUACCCAGCUUGUCAAACCCCGAGAAAGAAACACUAGGUAUGUUGAUGCAGUUUUGACAAUACCAAAAGGCACACUCUUUCCCAUGUGUGGUAUGAAUUUAGGGUUCAACCGGGAACUGAUUGGCCCUGCUAUGUACUUCGGACUCAUGGGUGAUGGCCAACCCAUUGGACGUUAUGAUGAUAUGUGGGCUGGAUGGUGUAUCAAGGUGAUCUGCGACCACAUGGGAUGGGGAGUGAAGACCGGUCUGCCCUACAUCUGGCACAGCAAAGCCAGCAACCCCUUUGUUAACCUGAAGAAGGAAUACAAAGGCAUCUACUGGCAAGAGGAACUGAUCCCAUUUUUCCAGUCCGUUGUCCUCCCAAAGGACUGCACCACAGUCCAGAAAUGCUACCUCGAACUCUCUAAACAAGUGAAGGCUAAGCUUGGCAAUGUUGAUGACUACUUCAUCAAGCUCGCCGAUGCCAUGGUUACAUGGAUCGAAGCUUGGGACGAGCUCAACCCAAACACCCCCUCCUCAGAGCCUAAGUUGCCCAACGGAGGAGCUUCCAAGUAGGAAGGUGCCUUAAUCUCAUCUAUGUCUGGCUCGUAACGUUAAGUUUAUCGCGUCAUUACACGAUAUAUAGGGAGUUUCUUUGUUUGUGUAAUGCUAAAAUAACACUAUGUUUGGCACCACGGAUAACAACCGGUCAACCGUCUGUCAAUUUGCACACAUGAUAUAAUCGUCUGGGAAUCGUGUUCAUAGACGAUUGCAUCGUCUGUGUUAACAAAUUCAUAGACGAUUGUCAUACUUGGUGUCAUUACACGAUAUAUAGGGAGUUUCUUUGUUUAUGUCAUGCUAAAUUAACACUUCGUUUGGCACCACGGAUAACAUCUGUUAACCAUGUCUAAAUUUGUAUACAUGAUAUAGUCGUCAGUGAAUUGUGUUCACAAACGAUUGCAUUGUCUAGAUGUGAAAAACCCAUAGAUGAUUGUCGUUUGUGGUGUCAAACAUGGUGUCAUUAUAGCAUGACUCUCUUUGUUUUUUCGUCUUCUUAGAAAACUACACUACAUGUUUAUGCAGUUGUUUUAAUUAAUAAUAUAAGAAUGAAUGAUUAUGGUUCUU